This is a messenger RNA of Funneliformis caledonium, 576 nucleotides long. The record is from the annotation of a GenBank genome assembly. Lineage: Eukaryota; Fungi; Glomeromycota; Glomeromycetes; Glomerales; Glomeraceae.
CACCGUUUAUCCGGUAUUUUUUGGAUGUCUCCUGUUCAACAAGAACUAUAUCAACGAUUUUUGGAUGUAGUUUUAAAUGACAACACCUGUAAAACAAAUAAAUACAUGUAUUUAAGUGUUUUUAUGGUUAAAGACAACUAUGGGAGGUUUCAGAAUAUCGCAAAUGCACUAGUGGAAAAUAAAAUAUCUUUAACGUAUACAUGGAUUCUUCAAUGUUUAUUAAAAGCAACGGGUAUUAUCCCAAAAUCAUUUUGGACAGAUUCUGAGCCUGGUUUGAUUAAUGCCAUUUCGCAAGUCUUUCUUACUACACCACAUUUUUACUGCUUAUUUCAUAUUUGGCAAAAUGCUAUAAAACAUCUUAAAGCCAAGUUGGGUUCAAAUUUCAACCAUUUUGCCAAGGCUUUCUAUGCCUGCAGAAAUGCGUUAUGUGUAGAAAUUUUUGAGAAACGCUGGAUGUUAAUGAUAGAAAAUUUUCCGGAGUGUGAAAAUUACAUGGCCAGAUUAUAUACCAAUCGAAUCAGUUGGGCUAAGGCUUAUUUACCAUUACAAUUUAAUGCCGGCAUACAAAGCACCUAA